CCGCACACUCGAUUCAGGCAGGAGUGUGCCGACACACGCGCGGCGCACGCAAGGCUUGCUCGGUCGUAUCUUCGUUGCCUGUUCAGAAGUGUGAGCGUGCUUCAGUGAUUGUGUACGCGUGUAUUGGUGUACUGCAGAUAACUUCAAAGCAGACACCUUAGGACUCGUGUGGGUAGGGAUGGACUUUGUUGGAUAUUUGUUUCCUGGCUGCUUGUUUCUCUCCAGAAUAAGACUAAGCUGAACGCAAAAGAGUCAUUAAAUGCUGAAAGAGAUUAUUGUGUUCUUAGAAAGGAUUAAUGGACUAGAAGAGCAAGAGAGGCUUCAGUUGAAAAGCCGGUCGCUCUCCAGCUUGUUCUCUGCGUUCAGCACUUGGACAGCUCCGCACGGCUCUGCCGCGUCUUUUCUUCUCUUGCCACUGCCUGGAGGACUGGGACUCUGACCAUGGCCUCCGUUCAACAGGGAGAGAAGCAGCUUUUCGAGAAGUUCUGGAAGGGAACCUUCAAAGCAGUGGCGACGCCGCGACCAGAGAGCAUUAUCAUCGCGAGUAUCACGGCUCGUAGGACUGUACUCAGCACACAGAAAAAAGCAGAAGAGACUAAAGCUGAGAGCGUUAGUGUGACCCAGGAGACCUCCAGAGGAAACGAAUGUGCCAAGGUGAAGGACGGCAAACACCACAGCCCUCGUUUUCCCAGCCCUUCCUUUGAUAAGGAUCUUUCACCUCCUCCUGCACAUAAGAGAAAAAAAAAGAAGAAGUCUGAACGCAAGAGAAGAAGGAGCUCUCCAUCUUACAGUCCAUCGCCUUUAAGGAAAAAGAAAAAGAAGAGUUCAAAAAAAAGAAAAAGGAACAGGUUGGCCUCAAAAAAGAGAAGACACAGUUCUACGAGUCCUAAAAGUAAAAGGAAAAGUGAAAGAAAACACAGAAAAAGGUCUCGAGGCCGGCCAAGCCGGAGGCAUCGCUGCCAGGGCUCUGAUUCAGAGAGUCCUACCUAUCGUUCGCUGAGCAAUGACAGCAGACAUAGGUACCACUCGCCAGAAGAAGUGUCUGAACGGACUCCAUCAAAGACACAAAAUGCAGAAGAUCGUGUGGAUUUCAGUUCCAAAAAGAACAACUCUGCAUGGAGCAAAGCACUUCCAAGUUUCCACCCAGCCUCACCUAUCAAAAUAAUUACGCUGACGGGGUCUGCUGCUGAUAUAAUUACCAAAAGGAAUAUCAACCAUGACAUUUUGUCCAAUCAGAAUAAAGAGCGUCAAGAUUAUGACUCUGGCAAUGAUACCUCCUCCCCACCAUCUUCCAAAGCCAGUUCAUCAAGGUCAAAGAUUGGAGAGGAAAAAAAUAAAAUUUAUCAAGUAGAUCUGCCCUUGCCUGAGACACUUCGCUUCACUGAUGCCGAUAAUGGCUCUGAUUCAGGGAAUUCGGUGACAAGCUACUCAUCCCUGUCAAAGCCACUGCCUGAGUCUCUAGAUGGAUUGACAAAUGUAAAGACUUCAAGGGAAAUUACCUCACUGUGUCCAGAAUCAAUGGAGGAACAGCACAAGACAGGGCACGUGGAGUUAAGGUCACAGCCUUGCUCCCCCAGAAGCAGGAGUAGGAGCGUCUCUUCACGCAGUUCCAACAGUUCAUUGCACUCUUGUGGACCUCGGCCUUCACCACAUUACUCUAGGAGCAGCUCUCUGUCUUCAGGGAAAAGAUCUGUUUCCAGGUCCCCUAGCUAUUCCGCGAAAUCACGGAAAAGAAGCUCAGACAGUCGAAGUUCCAGGUCCCGCCGAAGUCCGAGCUACUCUCGAUACAGUCCAGACAGGGAUCGUGAAAGAGAAAGGGAACAUAAGAAGUAUAGUUCAAGCGAAAAGGAGGUCAAGCGAGACAGGGAGCGAAGAAGACGAAGAUCAUAUUCCCCAAUGCGGAAGAGAAGGAGAGAUUCACCGAGUCACCUUGAAGCUCGACGGAUCACAAGUGCUCGAAAGCGGCCAAUCCCAUACUACCGUCCAAGCCCCUCCUCCAGCAGCCGCUCCAGCAGCUGUUCUUCCUGGUACAGCAGCCGAAGUCGCAGCCGAAGCUGGAGCAGGAGCCGAAGUCGCAGCCGCAAUCGGAGCUACUCGACAUACCGCAGCCAAAGCAGGAGCCCCUCUUGGAGUUCUGGCAGCCGGAGCAGCCGUAGCUCUCGAUGUCAGAGUUAUGACUCAGUAGGCAGUUAUAGUAGGGUUGGUCAUUAACCUCCAGUUAAGUAAACCAGUACUUGCUGGUGAUUAUGGAUAUGCAGAAUGUGAUCAGAAAUGCCAUGGAUUUGCAGCUGUACAUUAAUCUGUCAUUCAUCUGACAGAUUUGUGGUGUAAGCAGUGUUUUUUUUUAAGUGCAUUCUUGAAAAACUUUGGAAACUUUUCAGAAGCUUUUUUUGCACCUAAAAGGAAGUACUUUGGGAUCUGGGAAUUCUGUACAAAGAAGCAUCACCCUUCAUGUGAUCAUCGCUCCAUGUGUCUGAUAGCUAUGACACCAGGUUGGAUGAUAUCUAGUUUGCCAGGUCGUUCAUACCUGCUGUAUAUCCAGAUAUUGACAACAUAAAAACUCUGAACACUGCCCACUUCCCCUUCUUACCAACUGUGCAAGCCCUGUGAAGAAUUCCAAUCCAGGAGACUUGAGUACUAUCAUGAAAGGACAACAGAGAUUCUUGUUCAUAUCAGUCUGUGGCAGUACAUGUUCAUUCCAAGGAUUCCUCUGUCAGAACACAGUAUCAGCAACCUAUGAAACAAAUUUAGCUUUUACCGCAUUUUUUAUGUCCUUUAGUGGGAAAGAAUAGUUUAGAAAAUCAUCAUGUUGUAAUGGAAAUGAUUGAAUGAAUGACUUAAGUGGGAAUGAAGUCGCUUGAACUUGAAAGAAGGACCGCUUGGUGUUCCAUAUGAGGGAAUAUGGCAAGGAUGUAGAGGAGCAAUGCAGGAAAUGCCUCAUAUCAACAGUUAAAUUGAGAUGGCUUACUAUGUAAAAUGAAUGCUUUUGCAGCAAAAGAUUCAGUGGAUGUUACUGAAGUACACAACUUAUGGUAAGCUGAUAUGGUGACCACUAGCACUUGGGUAGAAUAAAAUGAGUCAAAUAGGUCUUACACUUUCUUGAUGAAAUAUUACUUUUGCAGGGGGCUUUAAAAAUAUGCUUAUUCAUUUAUUUAUUCUAGUAAAAUGCCCUGCAAAGGUAUAGCAUCCAACCCAGGCUUUGUUCCUGCCUUGCACUUUGUGCUGCGGGAAUAGGCUCUGGCCUAUAUGGAUGGAAAGAUGGAUGGACAGUUAUACAAUAAAGUAAUGUCUGGUUUCAUUGUCAAGAGCUGGUCAUCAUGCCUGUCACUUUAUCCUCAAGGAGUAAUAACACUCACUGAAUGCAACUGGCACAGCUGAGAUGUUUGGCACCAGUGUCUCACAGACAGUACAACUGAGGGAUGGUUGCAAAGGCAGCAUUUGCCUUUGUUUUGGUUUUCAUAUCUGCUGGGCAAACAUUUGUUUAAUUCUGGGACAUUUGUCUCCUUUUCAAAGAAAGAACAGAAACAGAGGCAUCCAAAUCAAAAAUGCAUUUUCUUCCUGCAUCACUCUUGUACCUUUUCCAUCACUCUAAAGGCUUAUUUAAACUUUUUCCUGAGAUUAAUGGCGAAAUGGCAACAGUUCCUUCAAAUGAUGUGUUUCUAUAGCUUAAGGAGAUGCCAUAUUUAUAUCGGUGAAUGUGCACUAUUUUUCUUUAACUGAUGGAAGUCAAGUCAGAGUAUGUGAAAGUUUGUAAUUUUCAAUCUUAUGUUUUAACUUGGGAACAGAUGUCCUAUUUAUUUAUUUAUCUGUUUAUUUAUGUAUGUAUUUAUUUAUUUGAUUUUAUGUGUACGUCUGCAUGUAAUUAUUUAUUGAUCUGUUUAUUUAUUUAUUUAUUUAUUUAUAUACUUUUCUUGCAUUCUGGAUAGCUCCCAAAUGGAGUCUGUGCUUUGCUGUAAUGAGCAGCUGUACGGGUCAAUAUUCAGUGCACCCCGGACAACGCAGUCUUGACCUUUGAUUGGAUGGGUUUUCGUCCAGUUAGUAACUGCUGUCCGAGUUGAACUGAUCUCAGUCUUACACCAUCAUAUUUCCAACACUAAAUAGCCCAUACUUGUGUUUUCUAUUUCUUUUAAGUACAGUAAUAAAUAAAAAUGAUUCAGUGUGAUUUUUACAUUAGCUUUCCCUCAUUUGAGUUGAUGAAUUGAAAUUCUUUGGGUUUGCCUUUACGCCAACAUUAUCACAUUGUACACUUGUGAGAGCACUUUGAAAUAAAGUACCAUGGCAUUCUUUAAAAUCCACUGAGAGACAUUAAAAGGAGAUUUAGUCUUCUUUGCAGGACUAAUGAGGCAGCGUGUACAUUUUUUAAGGCUUCAAGCAAUGGACGCCUUUUCUUUUUUUUUUUUUAUCCAUUUU
This is a messenger RNA of Polypterus senegalus (gray bichir), 4410 nucleotides long. It is a transcript of the gene srrm4, whose product is annotated as serine/arginine repetitive matrix 4. The record is from RefSeq and is a predicted model, not a curated record. Gene Ontology annotation, molecular function: mRNA binding. NCBI's taxonomy places the organism in Eukaryota, Metazoa, Chordata, Cladistia, Polypteriformes, Polypteridae. The transcript is spliced from 13 exons. The coding region runs from base 442 to 2211 and encodes 589 amino acids. Gene Ontology annotation, cellular component: nucleus. Gene Ontology annotation, biological process: regulation of RNA splicing; mRNA processing; neuron maturation.